This is a messenger RNA of Bombus pyrosoma, 2298 nucleotides long. It is a transcript of the gene IntS9, whose product is annotated as integrator complex subunit 9. Gene Ontology annotation, cellular component: integrator complex. The record is from RefSeq and is a predicted model, not a curated record. Lineage: Eukaryota; Metazoa; Arthropoda; Insecta; Hymenoptera; Apidae. The transcript is spliced from 10 exons. Gene Ontology annotation, biological process: snRNA processing. Bases 244 to 2229 code for a protein of 661 amino acids.
UUAAAUUUAGAAAAGUGCUUUUACGCUUUAGAUCUUAUUUCUCUGUAAUUAUAUAUUACAAUAUAUAUUGUAUAUUCUACACAAAUAAAUGUAGUCUAUUGCAGUAUUAUUAAAUAGAAAAAUUAGACAAGCUUGCUUGAAUUAGCAAACACAUUACAUUAGUGGUUAUGUUCUUAAUGUAUAUGCCGGAUCAAAACAUACUUGUUCAUAUUUGUAUCGAUAGCAUAAAACAUAACAUUUAAGAUGAAACUGUAUUGUUUAUCGAGUGAACCAACAAAACCAUGUUUGGUUCUAAGUUUCAAAGGAAUUACUUUAAUGUUAGAUUGCGGUUUAAAUAUGCAAUCUAUACUACAUUUCAUGCCAAUGCCUAUGGUUCCCAGCACCAAAUUUAAUUCCUUACCUUUGUGGCUUCCACGUGAUAAUCAUCAAGAUUGGCAAAUAGAAGGGGAACUAAAAGAAUGUUGCGGCAGAGUAUUUGUAGAUUCGACCCCUGAAUUUUCUCCACCUUUGGAGAAAAUAGUAGACUUUUCAGAAAUUGAUGCCAUUUUGAUAUCAAAUUACACUUGUAUGUUGGCUCUGCCAUUUAUAACAGAGGACACUGGUUUUAAAGGCAUUAUUUAUGCUACAGAACCAACAUUACAGAUUGGACGAUUUUUUAUGGAAGAACUAGUAGAAUUCAUUGAACAAACUCCAAAAGCUACAUUAGCUAAACAUUGGAAAGAAAUGUUACAUGUAUUACCUCCUCCAUUAGCUGAUGCUCUUAAGCCAAAAUCUUGGAAACAUAUAUAUUCGAUAUCAGCAGUUAAUACUGCUUUAUCAUAUAUCCAAACAGUUGGAUAUGAUCAAAAAUUGGAUAUAUAUGGUGCAUUAACAGUCACUCCUAUAAGCUCCGGAUAUUGUUUGGGUAGCAGUAAUUGGUUAAUUUCAUGUGACCAUGAAAAGGUUGCAUUUGUAAGUGGAUCCUCAACAUUGACAACACAUCCUCGGCCUAUGGAACAAGCUACUUUGAAACAUGCUAAUAUGUUAAUACUAACUGGUUUAACUCAAACACCUACUGCAAAUCCAGAUACUAUGCUUGGAGAACUGUGUAUGACUGUUGCUAUAACACUCAGAACGGGGGGAUGUGUUUUAAUACCGUGUUAUCCAUCUGGAGUUGUAUAUGAUUUAUUUGAAUGCCUUAGUACUCAUUUGGAUAAGUCUGGUUUCUCACAAGUUCCUUUAUUUUUUAUAUCACCAGUAGCUGAAACAUCUUUAGCAUAUUCAAAUAUUUUAGCUGAAUGGUUGUCAACAAAUAAACAAAAUAAAGUUUAUCUUCCUGAGGAACCAUUUCCACAUGCUUUUCUUGUUAAAAAUGCCAGGUUAAAACAUUUUACAUCUAUAUAUGCCGAAGGUUUUAGUUCUGAUUAUAGACAACCUUGUGUUGUCUUUUGUGGUCAUCCCAGCCUUAGAUUUGGAGAUGCAGUUCAUUUUGUUCAGUUAUGGGGUAAUAAUCCACAACAUACCAUAAUUUUCACAGAACCAGAUUUUCCAUAUUUAGAUGCUUUGGCACCAUUUCAACCAUUAGCUAUGAAAGCAGUGCAUUGUCCAAUUGACACAUCUCUUAAUUUUACUCAAGCUAAUAAAUUAAUUAGGGAUUUGAAACCAGAACAUUUAGUUAUACCUGAGUGUUAUACACAACCACCAAUAACUGCUCCACAUAGAACAGAUCUUGUUAUAGAACCUGUAGGGGAAAAACCUUUAAUCACUUUCAAAAGAGGUGAAGUUAUAAAAUUGCCUUUAAAAAGAAAGAAAGGACGGGUGUUUAUUGAGCCAGAAUUAGCUGGAAAUAUAAUUCCUAAUGAAAUUCGUCCUGGUUUAAGUCUUGCUUCUGUUACUGGUGAACUGGAAGUUAAGGAUAACGUAUAUACAAUAAAAAGCAUUGAAGAUAGAUCUAGUGGAAAACGUAAAGCGUCUUCCAGUUCACCUGCACCAAUUAAGGAAGAAGUUCUUAAAGAAAGAAAACAUGAGUAUGGCAAUUUGGAUCCACAAGAACUCCUUCAAAAGCUUAAUCAAGAAGGUAUUCAAGGAGCCAAGUUACAACAUACUCCAACUGCAACCAGUAUUCAUUUACAAGAUGAAGAUACUUUGAUUCAAAUAGGGGAUAAUUCGACACAUAUAUUUUGUAACGGUGAUCAAAAGAUUAGGAGACGAUUAAGGACUAUUAUUAUGCAGUGCCUUAAGAGAUUUUAGAAUAAGAAGUAAAUACUAUUAUUCUUUUGUAUAGUUAUAAUUUUAUUAAAAUUUAGUUUUAUUUAUAAA